UUAAAAAAAUCAAACUUUUUCUGUAAAUUUACUUCUAUGUUAAACAACAAUUAAUAAAGCAAAAUUGGUGCUUAAAAUCUUGAUUAGGUAGAUGAUAAUGAAGGGGUUUCUUCUAAAAUGAUACCUUAAAACAGAUAUAAAAAUAUGGAACUAGGUAGGUAAAAUGGUAACCAAAACUAAUAAGGAGGUAUGGGUGAACCAAAUUAUAACUAUCCUCCGAUGGCACAACCUUAUUAAGAUAACUUUUAGCCUACUCUUUCUCAACCAUAGUAAAUUCUCUAAGUUUCUAACCCAAGUCAGUAGUAGCAAAAUGCUAAAACAGAUCUCUUUAUCAAUUUUGAUAUGCCUUAAAUGUAAAUUUAAGAUUCUAAUUCUAACGUUCCUAAAUCACUUGAGCCAUCUUAACCAAAUCAGCAUAGAAUUAUUGCAAUUCAAGAUGAAGAAAAUAAACUAAGAAGUCCAAACCCAAACACAUACUAAAAUCAAGUUGAGUAAUAAAAUUUAGGUUAUUAGUAGCAACCUCCACUACCAUAUAAUUAAUACCCAGCACCCUUGCCUUAAGGUUAACAGCCAUAAAUGCUCAUGUAGAAUUAAAACAUGUAUGCUAACCAAAAUGGUGUAAAUGCUUACAACGGAUAAAAUGGUUAUGAUCCAAAUGAUUUUGCUAAAAUGCAACAACAUGGCUAAUAAAAUAAUUAAUAUCAAAUGGAUCCCAACCCUUAAAUGAUGAAUUAAAAUUAUUAACAAGGCGGUUAUCCAUAAAAUGUAUAAUAAUCUAAUCCUUAUCCCUACUAUCCCCCUCCUCCAAUGAUGAAUUAACCUAACAAUCCAUAUCCCCCCAAUCCUUUAGCUGCUAAUCCGAAUUAAGUAAGGGUAGAAAUUAAAGAUUUAAGAUAAGUUCCCUAAACCUAAUCUUAGAGCAUAGAGAAAAGACCAUAUACUAGGUAAUAAACUAGAGGAAAGAGAAAAAAUACAUAUGUCAAGAGAAAUACUGUUUCAUACGCUGUAGCAACUUCUACUAGCAACCAAGUUUAUUUGUUUAUAGAUACACCAGGAUACCAUAGCAAUUAAUGCUGUUGCAUGAUGUUAUAUGCCGAUGAUUGUUGUAUAAAAUGGAUGUGUGAUCUCUUAUUUUAACUUAUAUUUCUACCAUUUAGGAUUUUCAAUUUUAUUUUUAAAUCUGUUGGAUCACUUUGCUGUAAAGAGUCUUGCAAUUUAUGUGUAGAAGGAUGUUAAAAUUGUUUCUAUGCUCCAUUUAGAUGCUAUGGAGAUUGGAUGAAUUAGUGCUGGUUUGCUUGUUCUAAUUUCUGCUGUUAAGGAAUUGAUUUUAUCCCUGCUACUUUUUCUUCUCUAUAUACUAAUUGCUGUUAAAAAUGUUGCCUACAAACAGGAUAAUGCUUUAAAAAUUGUUGUGUUUUCAAUAUAGAUUGUAAUUGUAAAUGCCUUCCUGAUUGCCCUGACUGCUCUGAUAUAUUUAAGAAUAGUAAUGGGGAUUGCUGCUGCUUUGAAUGCUGUCAUGAUAUAGGAGAUUGUUGCUUCCAUUUAUGCUCUCCUCAAGGAUGUUGUGAAGAUAUGUGUAAAUGUUGCAGUAAAACUACUUGUGAUUGUAUUAAUAGUGAUUGUAUAGCAAGCACAUGUAGCUGUUGUGUAUCAAUCAAAUCUGUUGAGAUAGGAGAGGAAAUUGUUAAAUUUUUUGAAUGUUGCUUUUGCAUAUUUUUCAAGACAAUUGGAGCUGUCAUAGAAGGCAUGUUAAAAUGA
Tetrahymena thermophila SB210 is the source of this 1758-nucleotide messenger RNA. RefSeq lists its product as hypothetical. The record is from RefSeq and is a predicted model, not a curated record. NCBI's taxonomy places the organism in Eukaryota, Ciliophora, Oligohymenophorea, Hymenostomatida, Tetrahymenidae. The transcript is spliced from 2 exons.